GCAAACUCACUACUUGAACUUGACAUCCUGACAUCCAUUCAUUAACUUUGCUAUCAACAGAAAACAAGGGUUUCAUUAUUAUCGUGGAACAUUCAUCGCAAGCAAGUUAAAACGAAAACCACUUCUUCAUACUCAACAGAAGCCAAACGAUUGCAAGACUGAAGUUUUAGUAACGUAAGCAACAAACAAGUAACAAAAUGGGUGAAGUGGGCGAAGAAAAAUCUCAAGAACGAGUGUACGGGGGUUGCGAAGGUCCCGAUGCGAUGUACGUUAAGUUAAUUUCGUCGGAUGGUCACGAGUUCAUUGUAAAACGGGAGCACGCCCUAACUUCGGGUACUAUCAAAGCAAUGCUGAGCGGCCCAGGUCAGUUUGCAGAGAACGAAGCCAAUGAAGUUAACUUCAGGGAAAUUCCGUCUCAUGUACUUCAAAAAGUUUGUAUGUAUUUCACAUACAAGGUUCGUUACACUAAUAGUUCAACUGAGAUCCCAGAGUUCCCUAUUGCGCCCGAGAUAGCGUUGGAGUUACUAAUGGCUGCGAAUUUCUUAGAUUGUUAGAUACGCCUCAUACGCCAGUCUUAAUAUGCGCAUCCGAAUGUCAUUUAGUUUAAUUAAUUUACUGUAAGAUUUUGUGUUAUUGACUAAUUCAAUCUCCUUUUGUGAUGCUAGGUGAUUAAAUAAAAGUCAAAGCUAUUGUUCUGUA
Molecule: messenger RNA, 699 nt
Organism: Zophobas morio
Lineage: Eukaryota; Metazoa; Arthropoda; Insecta; Coleoptera; Tenebrionidae
Gene: Eloc
Product: Elongin C
Exons: 2
Coding region: 198-554 (118 amino acids)
Biological process (GO): ubiquitin-dependent protein catabolic process
Cellular component (GO): elongin complex
Molecular function (GO): protein-macromolecule adaptor activity
Source: RefSeq, a predicted model, not a curated record